This is a messenger RNA of Arabidopsis thaliana (thale cress), 1816 nucleotides long. RefSeq names its product Phosphoinositide phosphatase family protein (gene ATSAC1B). The transcript has 20 exons. Lineage: Eukaryota; Viridiplantae; Streptophyta; Magnoliopsida; Brassicales; Brassicaceae. Bases 35 to 1816 code for a protein of 593 amino acids. Gene Ontology annotation, cellular component: endoplasmic reticulum membrane. Gene Ontology annotation, molecular function: phosphatase activity. The record is from RefSeq and is marked reviewed.
AGGUGAUUGGUUCUUCUUCCUCUUGCUGGAAGCCAUGGUGAGUAGGCUCAAGAUACACUCUGGCUUGCGUUUGUGGGAAUUCCCUGAUCAGUACGUCAUCGAGCCAACCGAUGGUUCCUCCGCUUCAUGUUUGGAUAUUAGUCGUCUUGACGGCUCCAUGAAGCUCAUUGAUCAAGUAGCAGAAUGCAACUCUUUGCGUGUCCCUAAAAUCCGCUCCAUUUUCGGUGUGGUUGGGAUGCUGAAGCUCCUGGCAGGAUCCUACUUAGUAGUUGUGACAGAGAGCGAAUCUGUUGGCUCGUUUUUGGGACAUCCUAUAUACAAAAUUAAUUCGCUCAAGUUUCUUCCAUGUGAUCAUUCACUUGAAAACCCGCAUGAAGAACAGAAAAAGAUGGAGACUGAUGACUACUCUAGGCUGCUAAGUGUCGCUGAGAGGACAACUGGUCUCUACUUCUCAUAUGAAAUUAACUUGACUCUCACUGCACAGCGCUUGCAUGAUUUGGGUGAUGAGUCUAAGUUGCUUCCUUUGUGGAGACAGGCUGAGCCUAGAUUUCUAUGGAACAAUUAUAUGUUAGAAGUUCUUAUCGAUAAUAAGCUUGAUCAGUUCUUGCUUCCUGUAAUUCAAGGGAGUUUUCAUAGUUUUCAAACAGCCAUUGGAAGAGAUAUCGUUGACAUUACUCUGAUUGCUAGGAGGUGCUCUAGAAGAAAUGGUACACGCAUGUGGCGACGAGGAGCUGACCCUGAUGGUUAUGUUGCUAAUUUUGUGGAGACUGAGCAAAUUGUACGCAUGAACGGAUACACAUCAUCCUUUGUUCAGAUUAGAGGAUCCAUGCCUUUUAUGUGGGAGCAAAUUGUAGAUCUGACCUACAAGCCCAAGUUUGAGAUUGUCCAACCUGAAGAAGCUGCGAGGAUAGCUGAGCGUCACUUUCUCGACUUAAGGAAAAAAUAUGGAUCAGUUUUGGCGGUUGAUCUUGUCAAUAAGCAUGGAGGUGAAGGGCGCCUAAGUGAGAGGUUUGCAGGUGCUAUGCAGCACAUCACUGGUGAUGAUGUAAGAUACCUGCACUUUGAUUUCCAUCACAUCUGUGGCCAUAUUCACUUUGAGCGCUUAGCAAUUCUGUAUGAGCAGAUGGAGGAUUUCCUCGAGAAAAACGGGUACUUUUUGUUGAAUGAAAAGGGUGAGAAAAUGAAGGAGCAGCUUGGUAUUGUGCGAACCAACUGCAUAGAUUGCUUAGACCGUACUAAUGUCACCCAGAGUAUGAUAGGCCGAAAGCUGUUGGAACUUCAACUCAAAAGGAUUGGUGUUUUUGGUGCCGAAGAGACCAUACGCUCGCAUCAAAACUUUGACGAAUGCUAUAAGAUAUUGUGGGCUAAUCACGGUGAUGACAUUAGCAUUCAGUACUCCGGCACUCCUGCACUUAAAGGAGAUUUUGUCAGGUAUGGUCAAAGGACUAUCCAAGGAGUCCUUCAAGAUGGCUGGAAUGCCCUCGCACGCUACUACCUGAACAAUUUUGCUGAUGGAACUAAGCAGGAUGCAAUUGAUCUUGUGCAAGGACACUAUAUAGUUGCUGUGAGCCGAGACAUGGCUCCUGUGCCUCGAAAGCGAGGUCUUGAGGCUGUAGCUAACUUUCCAGUGGCUUUGACGGUGAUUCUGAUCAGUUUCUGGUUUGCAACAAUGUCUGUGAAACAAGUUGGGAGUGGUUAUAAGCACUUGCUUUUCUCACUGGUUUGGGCGGGCAUCAGUGUAGCUGUCGCGGCACUCGUGAGGGCCAAUGGCCGUAUCUUCUGCAACCGGCCUAGUCUGCACAAGCCCAGAUCUUGA